AUGAAAAUUACGCCCUUGCUCAGGGCGACACGAAGAAUAUUAUGUCCCGAUCAUCUCGAAGCCGGAAAAAUUCUCGGAAUGGGAAAAACUAGAACGAUUUCGACGAGCUCGACUGGCAGGCCGCACCGAAAAACACCAAAGCCAAAGGAUGCCUGCAUCAUUUGCGUUUCCAGCCGAGCGCUUUUCGAUCUUCGGGAAGGAAGAACAGUCAUGGAAGAGCAAGGCUUAGAGGGAUACAUCAAACACAUGGUCGAAGCUGAAAAUGUUCCACUUGCGCCUGGGCCAGCUUUUGCCUUUGUUCAAGCGAUUGAGGCGGUUAAUUUAGCCCUGUUGGAAAUCAACCCAGAAGAAAAGAAUCUGUUUGACGUUGUUCUGAUGUCAGAGAAUCACGCGCAAUGUGGGGUGCGUUAUCUCAACAGCAUCCGACACCAUGGGCUCAACAUUGAGCGAGUUUGUCUGACCGCCGGUCGGCCUGUGACAAACUACCUCACUGCCUAUGGAACACAUCUCUAUCUCUCCACUGAUCAUUCGAAAGUCAAAGAUGCGCUCAGAGUGGGAGUACCAGCGGCGACGUUGCCACCCUACUCGAAAUCUAUCGAGGAAAACGACGAGCUCCGCGUUGCCUUCGAUGGCGAUGCCGUUCUUUUCUCCGAUGAAGCCGAAGCAGUUGCCAAACGCGAGGGUCUCUUCCGAUUCUUCGACCAUGAGACAGAGAAAGAGGAUAUUCCGCUGGAAAAAGGACCGCUGAUUCAAUUCGCCUGGAUUCUUGGACAGAUGCAGAAGAAAUUCAGAGAUGUGCACACAGAAUGCCCGAUUCGUACUUAUCUUGUUACUGCUCGCAGCGCUGCUUCAGCCGGUUCACGAGCGAUGAAAACACUCAGAUCAUGGGGAUUGGACAUCGACGAAGCGCAUUUCAUGGCCGGUGCUCCUAAGGGACCCCUGCUCGAUAAGAUCAAGCCGCAUUUAUUCUUCGACGACCAGGUGGAUAACAUCAAAUCAUCGACCGAAUACGGACUUCCAGCUGCUCACGUCCCAUGGGGAGUCGCCAAUGAAAGCAAAGUCGUCCUCGACGAGGAACCCAAUCAAAAUACAAGUGCCCAAGAAAAAUCCUCCAAAUGA
Oikopleura dioica is the source of this 1119-nucleotide messenger RNA. The record is from the annotation of a GenBank genome assembly. Lineage: Eukaryota; Metazoa; Chordata; Appendicularia; Copelata; Oikopleuridae.